Messenger RNA from Cucumis melo (muskmelon), 2178 nucleotides. RefSeq lists its product as uncharacterized. The record is from RefSeq and is a predicted model, not a curated record. Lineage: Eukaryota; Viridiplantae; Streptophyta; Magnoliopsida; Cucurbitales; Cucurbitaceae. The transcript has 4 exons. The coding region runs from base 30 to 1829 and encodes 599 amino acids.
CAAUUCACAAGCUUCCUUCCCCGCUGGUUAUGGCGGGUACGUACGGCUCCACCAUUGCUCUCUCCCUUCCUUCCAACAAGUUCACCAUUUGCACACCCAAGCCACUGCUUUCAGUUUCAUCCUCCAUUUCCAUUUCAUCUCGUUCCAAGCUCCGAACAAGAAAAAAUCACUUGCGCAUCAAAAUUCUCAAAACCCUAGCUAGACCUCCUCCUUUCUCUCUCUCUCCUAUUCCUCCUGAAACCCAAUCUCCAAUUCCGAUCGUCUCGCCGGGAACUUCAGGUCCUGUCGAUGUCGAGACCGAGGUUUUGUCUCCGGCGGAAUCCUGCCCUUCCUCCACGGACGGCGAAUCUCGACUCUCCGAGAGCUCGAGCACUGCUUCGUUGUUUAAUUUUGACGUUGCCAAAUUUUCUUGGGGAAGUUUUGUCAAGCUUGGCGUUUAUUUUCUUGCCGUUUUUGCGUUUCAGACAAUUUGUACUGUGUGGGUCUUAGAAUAUGGUAGUUCGAGUAAGGAAGAUACGAGUUCAAAUGAAGAUUUGAGCGUUAGGAGAAACAGCGGAAGGGAAGUGUUGUUGAAUGGAAAUGAGAGAAUUGGCCUUGGAAAUGUUGGGUCGAAAAGAAACAAGUUGGUUUAUUUGGAGGAAACGAAAAUGAGAGAAAAAAUUGAAGAGAUAAGAUCGAUGGCUAGGGCAGCAAGGAUAGAGGAGAAAAAUAAAAGGUCUGAUGAUUUUGGGGAAGACGAUAUGGAGGGUGGAAAUGCAAUUUCCAGAGCUAGGAUUGAUAUCGAGAAAGAGGUAGAUGCUCGACUUGUUAAGUUAGAGAAGAGGCUAAAUUCUUCCAAAGAAAAGAUACCGGGUUCAUCGAUGAAUUAUUUGCUCAAGUCUGAAAAUGUUGAGGAUGCAGUUGAAAGGAAUAGUUUCAAUGGUGAAGAGAGGGACAAGAGUCUAAUGUUUAAGAAAAAAAUGAGAUACAGAAACUCAUCUAGUCAUAGAAUUAAGAAGCCUAAGGGGUUUCAAGGUUUUGUAUCUAAUGGGAAAAAGAGUGGCUCGAAUGGCAAGGGUACAACAAAGGGAGGUGCAAAUUUUGUUGUUGAUAAGAUGGGAGUGAAGGAUACUGAAAAACGGGUAGGUAACAAAAUCAUGGAUACUGUUUCAGAGAUGUUCGAAGAUGAUGGCACAAAUUUUGCGAGAAACGAAUUAGUAUUACCACAGGAAAAUGAUAAAACGAAUUUGGAUCUUGGAAUUAAGGCUUCGAGUUCAAAGAAUAAGCCAAGUAAUGGCGUUGUUCAGGAGACUUCUUCAGUUGUGAUAUCGAAAUCACAGAAUUUAAAAGAUGUAGUGGAGAAAAGUUCUUCUUCGGCGAGUUCAGUUGACAGUGUUGAAAAGAAAUCUAAGGCUGGUGAAGAUAGAAGGAAACAAUCAAACAAGAAAGCCGAUUUAUGGUGGUUGAAUCUUCCUUAUGUUCUAGUUAUUGUUAUGCGUCAAGGUUCCGAUGAAGAACUAGAUGGACUUUUCACCAUAAGGAUUCCUUCCGCGACACAAGAUAUUGAGGAAUCUACAUAUACGGUUGCUUUUGAAAACCAUGUCGAUGCAAAUAACUUCUGUUUUCUUCUGGAAUCCUUUUUUGAUGAGCUCGACAAUUUCACAACCGAUGUUGUUCCUCUGCCAACAAAAGAACUCGAGAAGGUCAUAAAAUCACAUACAAGCAAAAUGAUUGUUGUGAAGAAGGGGCAACUCCAGCUCUAUGCUGGCCAACCGUUUGCCGAUGUCGAGAUGGCUUUGUAUUCUUUGGUUGAACGAAACGAGAAUGUUAUUUCUUUACAUUCCAGUUAGGAACCACAUGGCCAGAGGAAGAUCGGGUUUCAUGUUCGAUCUGUCACCAAUGCAGCUAUCAAACCUGCCCAAGAUGGUGAAAAUUUGCAACUGAAAAUGGGAGCUUUGCCACCAUUUCCCAGAUUUCGCGAUGAUAUGAAUUUCUUCAUAGGAAAAUCCGUAAGUGAUUUUUUGCUUUAAAUAGUUCAGAGAGUUGCGUUUAGGAUUGAAUUUCACUUUCACCCCACAUGGUUGUCUUAACAUAUAUAUAUUUUGAAGCAUUUAUUCAUGAAAUCUUGGUUUGUCAGAGAGAUGAUUAUGGAAGAAUGUUCAUGAACGGUCGAUUCAAGCAGAUAAUUUUUGAACUAAA